AUGGAGCUGGGAACUUUGAGACAGCAGAUUUCGUGUCAUUUGCAGUCAUGUGGUUUGUCUUCUAAGAAGCUUGCUGUUUUCUUGCCAAAUGAUGCAGAUGACAUUGCGUCACAGGUUUGCAGGGAAUUGGGUCUGGUUUGUGAGCAGAUACAUGUUGACCUGGUAGCAGAGAUCAUCAGGGAUGCUCGUGAUGCGGAGCCCUUACAGAAACGUUUGGGAGGAGACGAGAGCAUGGACCCAUUGCAUGGAAACUUGCUUCAUGAGCGUUGUUCAACUUUGUAUCCAAAACCUGUUGCACCAACUUUCACUGAGUUUGCUUUCGAUGUCAUCAGUUCUAGGCCAAGUCGUAGGAGGAAUUUUCCAACAGAAGAUGCAGAGGAGACACAGAAGAAAGAACAAGGACAGAAAGAGACUUGGUCCAGAGAGUUGUACAAGGAACUCAAGCGUCUGGACGCUCCGGCCUUACUGCAUUUGGAACACUGUGUGGAUCAGAAACACCUACAUCUUGCACUGGCAGGUAGAACCAGGCAUAACACACUGAAACGAUACAUCAAAACAUGGAGAUCUUUCAUGCAGUGGCUUACAGCAGUGCGUGGCAUGAGUGCCAGUCCAGAAGUAGGUGAUCUGGUGGAGUAUCUUUUCACAAGGUUUGAAGAGCCGUGCGGAGCAACAGUACCACCUCUUAUUGUGAAAGCUGUUGUUUGGCUGGAACGUGUUGCAGACAUUGAUCCACGUGAAAGAAUAGGCGACUCACAGGUGGUUUGCUCAGUCAGGGACUAUUUGGUAGAGAUGCUUUCCAAGGAAAAGCCACCAACUCAGCGUGCACCACGUUAUCCAGUUGUGAUGAUGGAAGCUUUUGAACAUGUUGUUGAAGAUGAAAGUCAGCGUAUAGGCUUUCGUUUAGUUGCAUGGGUAAAACUGGUGAAACUAUGGGCAACUCUUCGUUGGGAUGAUGCCCAGAAGAUCAUCCCGAAGGAACUCAAGUUCUAUGGAGGACGCAUGACCACCAUUUUGAGAACUACGAAGACCUCAGGGCCAUCGAAACGAGUACAAGAGCUUCCGGUUUGCGUCUCAGAGCAUGCAUUUGUUUCGAACCCCUUUUGGCUGAAGACGGGUUUUGACUUGUUCAAGAAGCAUGCACCUUUUGAGAGGGACUAUUUGCUUCCCAAGCUGAAUGAUGAAUGGUCAGCCUUUCGUAAAGUGAUGGCGUCAUGUUUUGGCCUGGCAAAGAUGACUGUAUCAUACAUCCUGUCUUGGCAGCCUUUUGGACUGAGCAUUCAGAGAGGGCAACAGUGUGAAAACCUUCCAGAGGAAGGCGUUGAUCGCAUUCUUCAACAUUUUGAGGAAUCACUGGCCUCACCAAUUUUUGCAGACUGGACAGAAGUAGGAAACACAGCAAAUGAUGAGACACUCCAGGAAGCCGACAUUGCAAGUGAGUACACGCAUUACUGCAAGGUGUGCUGGCCAAAGGAGUUUGAACAAGCGCCAGCGCUCGGUGUCAUGGCUUCUCCAGAGGAGAUUGCCCUGCAGGAAGCGUUGAAGAGAGGCAGUUCAGACUUGAAGUUCAUCCUCACGAGGAACGAUGUUUCAAACGACUUGCAAGCAUCCUUUUACAGAAAUGAUGUGACUUCGAUACAGAAGUUCUCCUCCUUCUUCAGAUCGGAGGACGACCUUGUUAAGGUCUUGAAAGAGGAGUUCAACACAGAUGCAGAUACAAGCUUGCAGGCGAGAGCACAGGUGGCUGCAGUGAUAUGUGCGUGGCGCGAAACACAGACGCGUCAGAAGCGACAGGCUGAAGUUGAAGCAGAGAUGGAAACACGUGAAUGGACCAAACCCAUUCCGACUGGAGACUACAUUAGCAUGCGCAACGCAUACAUGAAGGUGCAUGGAAGACUGGAGGACAAGGUAACUCCGUCGAAGGAGUAUUUAGAGAAGAAGUUGCAAGAGCUUGAGAAUGGAGAGUUCAGAGCCGAGACAAUGGCCGAAGUUGUCUCAAAAGAUGAGGUGGACCCUGAUGUGAUGAUACCAGUUUUCGACGCGAAGGGCAGCCUUUCAGUUAGAAAAGGGGCUUCCACAAUCCCUUUGCCCACGGGACCAGAACAGCUCAGACGCAGGUUAUCGGUGAUGGUCAACGCAAUCCUCAUGUUGGCCAUUAAGCAUCCCAACAGAGAGGAAAUCCAAGAUGUGACGCGUGAUCUGUUUGAGCGGUACAAGGACUACGUUUUGGGUGACUAUGUGUGGGGGCUUUCAUCAACAGAUUUGCAAGGGAAAGUCAAAGGGCAAAGGAUCAAGCACCACACACCUGAUGGCACGAAGAUUUGCUUCCGCUUCAACCAGGGCAAGUGCAGUUAUCAGAAAUGCAAAUUCUCCCAUGUUUGCAGUCGAUGUUACAAGAAAGGGCACAAUGCGUUGAAUUGCAAGGAAGAGAAGAGCCCCCCGGUUGAAAUGGUUGACAUUCAAGUGCGACCGUUCUUGGACCUCACCCAGAAAGAAGUCCAACAGCGCUUGUUGAACAAGAUAGCUACAGGACGCUACGAUGCAGUUUUGUUUAGCCCACCAUGCAGUACCUUCUCACGAGUGGUCUGGGCGAAUAGACAUGGACCUCGACCAGUGCGGUCUUGCAGAUUUCCUAGAGGCUUGAAUAGGCUCACAUGGGCAGAACGCAAAAGAGCAACAUGGGGAAACACCAUGGCAGACUUCACUUUCAAGGGUUUUGAGUUGCAAGCAAAACAACAGGACGGCAUUGCAAUUUUUGAAAAUCCGGAGGAUCUGGGGGCAAUGAGAAGCGGCGAGAACUUUGGAGUUAGGCCGGCAAGCAUGUGGCAAUGGGAACAGUUUUCAACUUUGUUACAGCUGGAGCAAGUGACAUCAGUAGCAUUCCACCAACUGGAUUUUGGUACAGACUACCUGAAGCCCACGAGGCUACUACUGGCAAAUGUUGACAAGUUGCAUGAAGCUUUUGCGAAGGGAGACCCCUUUUUGAUGACCAAGUGGGUUGCAACUACAAUUUUAGACAAGUUCAUGUUGCGUUACAACCAGAGUCCUGUCAUCGCUGACGAUGGGGUAAAAGUACACUCAGACAGGACAGACUUUCCCAUUUUACAACCGGACGGGGAAAAACUCUUGGGUGGAUACGGACCGCCUAGGAAAUGUCAACAACCCGGCAGAGAAAGAUUUUUCCAUGAUGGAGCUGGACUCCCAUCAAUGGGGAGAUGGGACAUUGACAAAAGAAUUUGGAACAACAGUGAUUUCUGGUUGGAGUUGCGCAAAGAGACAUUGGACAUGGUCUUACAACACUUGGGUGAUGAGCGGAAGCUGGACAGGGCAUGUUUUGAGAUGGCGGUAAAAGGCGAACAGGGAUGCGAUAUUGUUUGUGAUGAAGGGCUCAAGGAUAGUAUCCGAAAGCUCUGGGUUAGGAAACUUCAACAACAUGGCAGUACUCAAGAGGAUUUGGAAUUUCGAGCUCCUGGCCAGCCCAUUUAUCUGAGGCUCCUCAAGGAGUUACUGGCUUUCUCGGGCGAUAUGGACCGGGAGUUCUUGAUGCAGGGGGAGAGAGGUUUCCCUGUGGGAGUGGACAACCCACUCCCGAGAACCCCUCACGUUUUUGAGGAACAGACCACGUGGAAACUGGAGGAUGACCCACACAUGCAGGAAGAGGAAAACCACCAAGGGAAACGCAGGGUCAUCCACGACGCGACCCACGGCACAAAGAUCAACAACCGCAUCAAGUGCCGAGAUAAGGUUCGAAGCCCGUGCGAGAGAGAAAAGCAAUACUUAUUGGCCUAUUUCCAACUGCUCAGGGCUUCGGUUUUCAGUUUGGUGGGGGACAUCUCCAAGGCUCAUAGAAGAUUUCUUCAUGCACCGGAGGAGAGAGGACUUUUGGCAUGUCGAGUUAGCGAUGAUGAUCCUUACGUUUAUAUUAAUAAGGUUGGAACCUUUGGUCUGGCAUGUGCGUCUUACUGGUGGUCAAGGAUUGCUGGAUCAGGUGUCAGGUUGGUGCAUGAACUUUUGGGGCCACAGAUGCCGAUAGAGCUUUUGAUUUUUGCAGAUGAUGUUGAGGCCAUAGCGGCAAGCCCGGGUGGGCGAAGAGGCAUCACACUGGCCUUUUUAUUUCUUUCUUGUUUGGGUUUCCCUUUCAAAUGGGCGAAGCAACGUGGUGGGCUGCCUGUUGAGUGGAUAGGAUUGUUUACAGACUAUACCACAUACAAGCUUGGACUCUCCCCAAGGAGAGCUGAAUGGAUGUACAACUGGGUCUUGAAGCUUGCAAAAGAAGGCACCACCACAUCAAAAUUUUUCGAGCAGGGAUUGGGGCGACUGGGUUUUGCUGCACUAGCCCUACACUGGGAAAAACCUUUCUUGGGACCACUUUACAGCUGGUCAGCAGCCACGCGUAACAAGCGGGGCCAGUUGAGAUUGCCGGCGAUGCUCAGAGCUAUUUUACUUUUUCUUGCCCGACGGUUCAAAGAAGAAGGUCAGUUGCAAGAGGCCCCACCCUUGAAAGCUGAUGAGGAGUCGGAGGAGGAGAUGCUCUUCUUCACAGAUGCUAGAGCCACGGAGGAUGGAGCAUGGAUUGGUGGGUACAAGCAGGAUCAGUCAGGCAAAAUUUUGGCUUGGUUCUCAGAGGAGAUAACGGCUGAUUGGGCCGGCUGGUUGAAGCUGAGAAAGGACCCAAAGAGGCUGAACGCUUCAUUGGAGCUCUUGGCAACUCUUGUCGCUGUCAAACUUUGGAUGCCGUACAAUCCAAAAGGCUCUAGUGCUAAGUGUUGGAUAAGGGGAAAGACAGACAACUUGGGAAAUUCAUACGCUGUGGCGAAAUGGAUGAGCACCAAAUUUCCGCUCACCGUGCUGGUGAUGGAGCUUUCCGAAUCGCUUAGAUUGGGAAAUUGUUGUCUGACGCUUGAUUGGUUGAGGAGAGACAAAAAUCAACUAGCAGACGACCUAUCCAACAUGAAAUUUGACAGUUUUGACUUGAACCAACGUGUGCUUUGGAAACCUUUUGAACAGAGCUGGCACGUGCUCUCGGAUUUUCUGGUACAUGCAAAUGAGUCUCAUGAAGAGAUGCGGAAAAGGAAAUCAGAAGCUACACCAAUGGAGCCAAAGAAGAAGAAAGCACGGAAAGGAGGUCUUGGUCCCUGGUAG
Cladocopium goreaui is the source of this 5139-nucleotide messenger RNA. Lineage: Eukaryota; Dinophyceae; Suessiales; Symbiodiniaceae. The record is from the annotation of a GenBank genome assembly.